Molecule: messenger RNA, 3698 nt
Organism: Vicia villosa (hairy vetch)
Lineage: Eukaryota; Viridiplantae; Streptophyta; Magnoliopsida; Fabales; Fabaceae
Product: receptor-like protein EIX2
Exons: 2
Coding region: 108-3431 (1107 amino acids)
Molecular function (GO): protein binding
Source: RefSeq, a predicted model, not a curated record
UCAUUUUGUCUUAUUCUUGUUUAUUCUUCUUUUCAUUCGCAUCUUGUUUGGAAAUUUGAGAAGUAAUAAUAACAAGCUGAGUUUUAUUACUUUGGCUGAGAAAACAAAUGAAGAUGAUGAGUAUUCUCAAGUUAGUUGCAGUACUCUUUGUUGUGGUGUCGCAGCUGUUUUUGAAUGGAGCUGUUGGUUGCUUAGAGAAUGAGAGACAUGCUCUUCUUCAGUUGAAGGCCAGCCUUGUGUUGGAUGACACUUCCUUUUUGCCUAGCUGGGACAGUAAGAACGAUGGUUGCUGUGCAUGGGAAGGAAUCGGUUGUAACAAUCAAACUGGACAUGUUGAAAUGUUUCAUCUUAGUCCUCCUCAGUUUGGAUUUGAGACACUUAAAGUAUUUCCAGGCGAGAUCAAUGCAUCAUUGAUGGAGUUGAGACAUUUAAAAUAUUUGAACAUUAGUUGGAAUCGGUUUUCAAACAAUGUUUUUUCAGAAAUGUUUGGUUCUCUUAUCUACUUGAGAUUCCUUGACCUCCAUGAUUCAUUUCUUGAGGGAAGAAUUCCAAAUGAUGUUGCUCAUCUUUCACACUUGCAAUAUCUUGAUCUUUCAUAUACUUACCUGGAGGGGACAAUCCCUUAUCAACUUGGAAAUCUCUCUCAUUUGCACCAUCUUGAUCUCAGUUGGAAUUUUCUUAAUGGAACCAUUCCUCAUCAACUUGGAAGCCUUUCAAAUUUACAAGAGCUUAAUCUUGGAUCCAAUUACAGACUCAAAUUUGAUGAUAAGAACAAUCAUGUUGGAGGUCAGUGGAUUUCUAAUCUUACUCUUUUAACCCAUCUUGACUUGAGUGGCUUACCCAAUCUCAAUUCUUCUCCUCUCUUGUUACAAACUAUUGCCAAGCUUCCUAAAAUACAAGAAUUGAAGUUAUCAAAUUGUGACCUUUCUGAUCUUUACCUCCAUUCUCAGUCCCAUUCACGGUUCAACUUUUCUACUUCUCUUGCAAUCCUUGACCUUUCAUUCAAUACCUUUUCAUCUUCCAAAAUAUUUGAAUGGGUGUUUAAUGCCACCUCUAACUUAAUUGAGCUUGAUCUAAGCAAUAACAGCUUCAAUGGCACCAUUUCAUAUGACUUUGGCAAUAUCCGAAAUCGUCUUGAACAACUCGACUUAUCGGAAAAUGAACUACAAGGUGGAAUUCCAGAAUCUAUUAGACAUAUGUGUAUGUUACAGUCAUUGCAUCUUGAUGGUAGCAACUUGAAUGAAGACAUUUCAACUAUGCUACACAAAUUGUCUGGUUGUGCAAGAUACUCACUGCAACAUUUGAGUUUAGCUUACAGCCAAAUUACUGGAACGUUGUCUGAUCUUUCAAUAUUCCCAUCUCUAAUAAUAAUCGAGCUUUCAAAUAAUAUGUUAAGUGGGAGGGUGCCAUAUGGAAUUCCAAAAUCAUUGGAGUCUUUCAUAAUUAGAUCAAAUUCUUUAGAAGGUGGAAUUCCAAAAUCAUUUGGUAACCUAUGUUCAUUAAAGUUGUUAGAUUUGUCAAGUAACAAGCUGAGUGAAGAUCUUUCAGUGAUACUUCAUAAUUUAUCUUUUGGGUGUACAAAAGAUUCACUUCAAGAAUUAAACUUGGAAAGCAACCAAAUUAUUGGCACGGUACCUGACAUGUCAAUGUUCUCAUCUUUAAGAACUCUGGCCCUAUCCAACAAUUCAUUAAAUGGGAGGAUACUAAACAAUUCAGCAUUCCCCAGCCAUUUAGAGAAUCUAUACUUGGAUUCUAAUGAUUUGGAAGGUGUGAUAACCGACUCUCAAUUUGGAAACAUGUCCAUGUUAAAGGAGUUAUACUUGAAUGACAAUCCAAUGUCUCUCAUAUUCGGUGAAAAUUGGGUGCCAUCUUUUCAGUUGAAUACCAUGCUGUUAAGGUCAUGUAUGCUAGGGCCUAAUUUUCCAAAAUGGUUGCAGAGUCAAAAGCAUCUUCAACGGAUAGACAUUUCUAAUGCUGAAAUUUCUGAUGCAGUUCCAGUAUGGUUUUGGACUCAAACAAAAUAUUUAAAUUUCAUGAAUAUUUCAUACAAUAAUCUCUUUGGCACAAUUCCAAAUUUGCCAAUAAGAUUUUCUGAAGGUUGUGAAGUAAUUCUCGACUCAAAUCAAUUUGAAGGUUCAAUCCCCCUGUUUUUGCAAAGUGCAACAUUUCUGCGGUUGUCCGAGAACAAAUUUUCUGAACCUCGUUUAUUCUUAUGUUCUAACAAUUCAAUCGAUAGAUUGCACCUAUUGGAUAUUUCAAAGAAUCAACUAUCCAAGCAACUCCCUGAUUGUUGGAGUCAUUUGAAAUCAUUGGAAUUUCUAGAUUUGAGUGGCAAUACUUUGUCUGGUGAAGUACCAUCCUCAUUGGGAUCAUUACAUGCACUUAAGGUAUUGAUAUUGCGUAACAAUACUUUUACUGGGAUGUUGCCCAUGUCCUUGAUAAAUUGCACAGGACUGAUCAUGCUUGAUGUUGGAGAUAAUAGGUUCUCGGGACCAAUACCGUAUUGGUUAGGACAAGAAUUGCAAAUGUUAAGCUUACGAAGAAAUCAGUUUAGUGGAAGUAUUCCACAGAGUCUUUGUUACUUGACAAAUAUUCAACUGUUGGAUCUCUCAGAUAACAGUCUAUCAGGAGGAGUUUUCAAAUGCUUGAUGAAUUUUUCCGCUAUGUCUCAAAACAUUUCCUCAACUACAGAAGUAGACUUAAACAUAAAUUUGAUGUAUGGACAUGGAAUUAUAAAGGCAUCUGACACCUAUGAUUUGAUUACUGUGUUGAUGUGGAAAGGUGAAGAACGAUUGUUCAAGAAUAAUAAGCUUAUUUUGAGGAGCAUUGACCUUUCAAGCAAUCAAUUGAUGGGAGACAUUCCAAAAGAAAUAGGAAACUUGAUCGAAUUGGUGUCACUGAAUUUAUCAAGCAACAAUUUGACCGGAGAAAUUACUUCAGAGAUUGGAAGGUUAACAUCACUUGAAUUUCUUGACUUGUCAAGAAACCAUUUCUUUGGUCCAAUUCCUCCUUCUCUAGCUCAAAUUGAUCGUUUGUCCAUGUUGAAUCUUUCCUAUAACAAUCUUUCUGGAAGAAUUCCAAUUGGCACACAAUUACAAAGUUUCGAUGCAUCAAGUUAUGAAGGGAAUGCUGGUCUUUGUGGAAAACCACUUGACAAAAACUGUCCAGGAGAUGAAGAAGUUACACCUCAGAAACCAGAAACAAAUGAAGAAAGUAGUCCAGAAGAUAAAAAAUCAAUUUAUUUGAGUGUGGCAUUGGGAUUUAUCAUAGGAUUUUGGGGACUUUGGGGAUCAUUAUUUCUCAUCAGGACUUGGAGACAUACAUAUGUGUUGUUCUUGAACAACAUAGUUGAUACAAUGUAUGUGUUUAUGGUGCUGAAUGGAAUAAAAUUUCAAAGGUGGCUCGGAGGUUUGCAGGAAAAGUUUUUCUAAGCACCUCCAAUAGAAUCAUGCGAGGUUUUGUUGAAGAAAGGUAGCACAAAAAUAAAGGAAUCCAGAGUUCUAUGUCAAUCACCAACUUCUGAAGCAUAUACAUGUGAUAUGUGUUGUGAGAUUAAUAAUGUUAUUGUCAAAGAGAAAAAAACAUGUUUUAUAAUUUUGUUUUUUAGAUACUGUAAUGAUUGCACUCUCAGUCCUUCUUCAGUUUUCCAAUAUUGUGUUGUAAUAAAGUUAUUGAAAUAAAAUAAUAUGAUUGUUGUG